This is a messenger RNA of Diabrotica virgifera virgifera (western corn rootworm), 2147 nucleotides long. RefSeq names its product phospholipase A2 inhibitor beta. The record is from RefSeq and is a predicted model, not a curated record. Bases 218 to 1588 code for a protein of 456 amino acids. NCBI's taxonomy places the organism in Eukaryota, Metazoa, Arthropoda, Insecta, Coleoptera, Chrysomelidae. Gene Ontology annotation, cellular component: extracellular matrix. The transcript is spliced from 2 exons. Gene Ontology annotation, molecular function: protein binding.
AGUCAUCUAGUAAAUAAUUCAAUUAACCUUACAUCGAAGUGUAUGAAAUAGAUAGAGUCCCACAAUUCAUUAGUUUACCUUAGAUAAAGGUACCUACUGGCAAAUAACACAAACUCAUUUGUAUAUCUAUCUAAACUGAUAAGACGGCAAAAAUACUUCACCUAGUCAUUUCGAUAUCGUUUUCUUAAAACAAGUAGAUAUAUACCAUAGAAGACUUAUGAUGUUUGUUAAAGAAGUGUUAGUGUUGUUUUUAUUUGCGACAUUGGACAUUGUUUCCGGUGAAAUAUGUACCAAUUCUAGUGAAAGUGGAUGCGACUGUAGACAGUUUACCAAUCCCAAGACACACCUUCCUACCUACUACGCGGAUUGUAGAAGUAGAAGCCUACAAGAUGUUCCAGGAAACAUAGAACAUAUUAUACAUAUAUUAGAUCUGUCAAUCAACAACAUCCAAACGCUCGAUCCAAAAAAAUACAGCUUAAGUAGUGAAAACCUGGAAGAACUAAGUCUUAGUUACAAUAAUAUCACCUUCAUAGACGUCAGCUUCUUUCAGAACCUACGUAAACUAAAAAGACUUGACUUGAGCAACAAUUUCAUCACCAGUUUGGAUAAUGCAGGUGUGUUUCAAAACCUUGUGCACCUCGUGAAGUUGGACCUUAGUUUCAACAACUUAAAAUCCUUACCGGACUCUAUUUUCAAUCCUCUAAAUAAACUAACCCACUUAGAUUUGAGCUACAACUAUCUAAAUAAAUUCUUAACCCAAUCAAAAGAAGUGUUAGCAGAUAAAUUAGGGGUUACUUCAAAUUUAACCCACCUUCGCUUGGGUGGUUUGGCUCUAAAAGAACUACCAGCUGGAUAUUUUGAUAAUCUUACUGCAUUGAAAGGUCUAUCACUAGCAGAUAAUGAAUUCGAACUCAUCCCUACAGUUCCUUACACCUUGGAACAUCUGGACUUAUCCGGUAAUCAAUUCACUUUCAUCUCAGCUAAAUAUCUGAACUACCAUUCUCUAAAAAGUCUCAAAUUGAACAGAAUGGCAAGUUUGACGGAUAUACAUCAUUACGCUUUUUACAAUCUCUUCGCUUUGGAAAAAUUGAUUAUCAAUGACUGUCCAAAUUUACACCAAUUUAGUGAACUGGCAUUUGAUGUACUUUCUAAAGAUGUCGACCAUCACCUCAAGAUACUCUCUUUAGCUAGAAAUGGUUUGAGAAGCCUGAAUGAAACCUACAAGUAUCUGUUUGUGAAAAUGGACCAUGUGGAUUUGUCGCACAAUCAUUGGGAGUGUGAUUGCGAUAUUUUGUGGCUUCAACAUUUUGCGCUGGAAUUUUACAAGCCUCAGGAAAUAAGAUGCCACUCUCCGGAAGACCUCAAGCACAAACCAGUCUUGCAACUGGAACACAGCGACUUGAAAGACUGCUAUCCAGCCAUUUACGGGAAAAAGAGCCACAGACUGUUAAUCGUAAUUUUAUCCCUAGGGAUAGUAGUACUGUGUGGCCUCAUAUUUUUCCUCCUAAGAUAUCCAGUAAGCAGUUUCAGUAGGUCCCACAGGAUUGGACCUAACUCUCCUUACAACUUGGCAUCCACGCAUGACUAAUACCUAUAUGGAUUGUUUUAUUUUGUGUAACUUAGGUUUAGAUUUAUUUUUACUUUUACAUCAUACUGCUUUGACGUUUUUUUCUGCUCUGUACUUUUGCUUUACGAAGAUACAAAAUAAUAAUAAUUCAUUUUAUUCGUCCAUAUAGGUACCAAUAUUUCCUAUUUGUUCGUAAUUUUCAAGGAAAUAGAUCAGAAUAAAUCAGAAGAAAAUAUUUGUAAUACCUAUAUUUUCUUCUGAUGAAAAUUGAAAAUAUAGUGACAAAAGUUACAUAUUCUAAUGGAAUUUUUCUAGCGCACAUGGAUAAUUUCUAUUUUUAUUAAUUCUUUCAUAUUAUUCUGAAACUUAUGAUAAAUAUGUCUUUUCUUUUUAUAAUACUCUUUAUGGUCUAUUUAAACAAAAAAACAGCUUCGACAAUAAUUUAAUUGGGUAAUGUCUUUUAGUUUUACUAAAAAUAUUACCUAGGUACCUAUAUAGCAAUUAAAUAAUUAAGCUAAGAUUAUGUUAAUCUUUAAUUUAUAACAAUAAAUUGCUAAUACAUAUUUAUAUAACUUGUAAA